GAAAACAAAAAAAAGACGCAAUGAUGACAUUCAAACUACGUUUAAUUCAAACAAAUAUAUGCUUUUUUAUAGAUAAUUGAACCCUUUUCGUCGAAAUAAAUGGAAAAGAAAAGGAAUUUUUUGGCUACUUUGAAGUUUACUUUUCUUUUGUAGACAUAUCUGGCGUGACUAUGAUGUUUAAUCGCUAAGAUUUCUUGUGCUUUUUUGCACGCUCUUUUCGUCCGUCGCGGGGCCGGCCUCCACAUCACUGAGUCUGAAUCUCUAUAAGUGCAUUGAUUGAAUUUUUCUUAUUUUCACGUGAUAAAGAGCUAAAAAUGGAGCUUAAUGAUGUGAUGGAGGCGUUCCGAUUUCCCUGGUUAUUUUUCGUCUGUGUUCCGCUACUUUUGCUGAUGGCGUCACCUGCGCGUGGUUCACACGAAAUCCCGGUAUUUAGACUGCAGCAAUUCGAUCUGUCCGGAUCAUCCUAUGGUAGCCGUGCCUCAGCCCUGAGUCUGGAAGCCACCACACAGUUGAGUUCCACACCUUCUCGCCAAUGUCUCAUAGUCCGGCUCAAGCAACUGACCUUGGAAAUAGCCAAGGAUCUGCUGGGAAAAGGUCCUGGUGGAUUACUCAUAUUGAUGCCAGAAACACUGGAAGAAAUCACGUCUGACCAGAGAACUAUUCUGCACCACGUGGAGCAGUACCUACUGUCCGAGUCGUUCGCAAUGCCCGUCUACUUUGCCGUGGAGACUGAGGAGGUGGUGGAAAUGUACGAGGCGAUCGAGCACAGCACCGCCUCGGCCGCCACCCGCUCUGCCACAGAGGCCCUGCUGGCGGCGAUCCUCUCCACGGGCUACCAGCUGGAGGUGGCCGGCUCAGCCUCCACGCCUCUGUCCGGCGCCCAGCAGCACAACAUCGAGGGCCGCCUGCAAGGUGUGGGUGUGGAGGAGCAGCUGCCGACGGUGAUGCUGGUGGCACACUACGACGCCAUGGCCGCCGCGCCGGAGCUGUCGUUCGGCGCCGACUCCAACGGUUCCGGUGUGGCCAUGCUGCUGGAGCUGUCCCGUCUGCUCAGCAAGCUGUACCGCAGUCGCAGCACGCACCCGCGGCUCAACCUGGUGCUGCUGCUGUCGGCCGCCGGCAAACUCAACUACGCCGGCAGCCGGCACUGGCUGGACGAGAACGGCGACUCGCUGGAGACGGCCGCCUCGCAGGGCGUCCAGUUCGUGCUCUGUCUGGACAGCCUCGCCCAGGGCGACACCGUCAGUCUGCACGUGUCCAAGCCGCCCAAACCGGGCAGCUCCGGACAAAAGUUCUACGAGGCACUGCGAGCAUCUGCCGCCGAAUUUGCCCCGGAACUGAACGUCAGCAUGGUCCACAAGAAGAUCAACCUGGGCGACCGCUCACUGGCCUGGGAGCACGAGCAGUUCAGCAUGCGCCGACUGCCCGCCUUCACUUUGUCUCACUAUGAGGAGGCGGGCCAGCUGGAGCAGCGCACUCUGCUGGACACGCGGCCGGCCGUCGACGACUCGCGGCUCGCGCGCAACACCCGAGUGGUCGGCGAGGCGCUGGCGCGCUUCAUGUUCGAGCUGCCGUUCGCCGCCGAGGGCACCUCGACGUCUGCCGUGCUCACAGAGGAAAUGGCGGUCUCUGAGGAGGCGCUGGCCGGCUGGCUCAGUUUCCUGGCGUCGGUGCCGCGGCCCGCUCAGCUGAUGACGGAGGCCUCCAACCCCGUGGUGACCAGUCUGAAGGCCGCCCUGCAGAGGGACGUCCACGACGUGCGCGUGUCCUCGUUCUCCGCCGACCGGCGCGAGCCGGACUGGGUGCUGUUCGGAGCCACGCGCGCCACGCUGGCUGCCCACCGCGUGAAGCCAGCCGUGUUUGACCUGGCCGCCACAGCCGCCAUUGUCGCCUACCUGGCGGUGGUGUACCUGGCCGUCACCAACUUCCAUCAGCUCUACGCACUGGCGCAGCGCAUCUCACCCGUCUUCAAGGUGCGCGUCGAGUGAGAGAGGGAGAGAGGAGGAGGAGAGAGAGAGAGAUGGAGGAGUGGCCGGACUUGCCCCGAAGUGUGCUCAGGGUCUGCCCACGCCCGUGUAUCGAGUAUCGUCCGAGAUUUUGUUUGAAUGUUUGUUUCUGCCAAUGCCGUGGCGUCAAAACGUUACGUAUCAAUUUUAUUUGCUGUGAUUUGAGAGAGCAGUCAUUUCGAACGGUGUGUUUUGUUGAUUUCAUGAUUGAAUGAUAAGCAAUAUUUCGCUUCGAACCAGAGAAGGAAGCCGGGAGGUUGUUCAAUGGCGCUGGGGUAUUUUGAUUAUCCUGUUUCGGAAGCGCCCGCAGUCUACAUACAGUCGUCACUAUCGAUUACGUGUAAUGUGUUUGAACCCGGCUCCAAUCCCGCUCGUAAUCCGUAGAUUCAUACCAUGUGCAGGGUACCUACCAGCCGACGAUAUUUCGAGCGUUGUUUCGCCGCUUUCGCCCGACAAUUAGCCCCGACGUCACUAAUGUGACGUGGCCCGUCCCCGAGUAUGUUCUGUUGUUAUGGGGCAUCACCGUGCACCGCGGACCGUCCCGGGAGUUGCCAUGACGUGUCAGUCAUGUCAGCCGUGUCAGCCCCGAUGUCACUAGCGCGUGACACGCCAUCAUUCGUCUACCAUCGCAUAUACUCGGAGUGUGGCGUGGCGUGCCUGGGGUGUAGCGCGGAUGUAUAGCGAGCCAGGGGUGUGGUGGUGUGUAGCGUAUCUGGGGGUGCGGUAACACGACGUAACGUACCUGGGGAGACGGGCCUGUACCGCGCCGUCGCGUCCUGUAGCGUGCCUGUGUGCGUGUGUGGGUCGGCGCGAUGCGAGUGUGUGCCUUGUCGGUCCCGGCCAGCCCAACUGUAUAACCGUACUCGUGGGUUGUACGGGAACGGCCGGCCGUCAGCUCCGAACAUUUGGAACGAGGGCAUUGACAAUCGAGCCGUCGGCGACAGUGCCCUUUUAUAAACCCGCUGCAAUAUAUCUCGGCUAUACGAAAC
Molecule: messenger RNA, 2995 nt
Organism: Amphibalanus amphitrite
Lineage: Eukaryota; Metazoa; Arthropoda; Thecostraca; Balanomorpha; Balanidae
Product: nicalin-like
Exons: 9
Coding region: 315-1988 (557 amino acids)
Biological process (GO): regulation of signal transduction
Cellular component (GO): endoplasmic reticulum membrane
Source: RefSeq, a predicted model, not a curated record